AUGUCGCCUGGCUCUGCUUACUCUAUUCUGCGCAUCAAGCGCAAGCGCACUGAGCAAUCCGAUCCAUUGGAUGCGCUGGGUCCGUCUCGCAGUGCCUAGCCGACCCGUGUCCGGAUGGAUUUGCCAGCGAACACAUGGCAGGCUCAUACCAACGCACACCCACACAGUCAUACAGGAUGGUGCACAAGCCGAGGUGUCAUCCCAGCUGACGCACAAACGUCGGAGAUCGAACACAUCCACCCCAGCGCCCGGCGGUAGGUCGUGUGGCACUCCUGACCGCGAGGCAGUCUCGCAGGUCGGAGACGAGGGGAGCUGAUGGAGUGAUGCGGUGAUCUUGCAGGUGUUUUUCAUUUCGCCGAAACCGUUCCACUCGAUACCUUUGACUCGGACACCUCCUCUCGCAAGCUCAGAGUACGCCUCUGUUUACUGGUUCAGCGCCAAAGCUCGAGAUCUUUGGGUGUGGAAGCGCUGAUGAGUUCGGCUGGCUUACCGUGCGACCUUUGGUUUAUGAUGUUCAUUGGUGACGCAGGAACGAAUUUCGGCCUUCUUUCGCGAGCCGCAAGAUUCGUCCCGGGGGCAACUUUCUCAGAUCGGGCCAGGAUCAUUCCCGUCACUCCCAAGUGACUUUCGGCAGGUUGAGCCACCGGCACUCGCUGCAACCCCCCGAAAGCUGCCCACGUCUCUGGAGCGUGGACCUACAAGCAGCAACAGUCGUACAGGGGACCUUGUCAAUCCAACCGGUGCAGAGUCAAUGAAACCGACGCGCUACCACGUCAUUGGUCAAACCCGAUACGAGCAAGAGAGCGAUGCCCGACGGAGGAGACAGCUCGGCGGUGGAGUGCCCCCACAGGUUGUGUGAGUGCAGUGAUGCACUCAGCUGGUAGACUGAGAUACCCUAAUAAUGAACAACCGGAUUGCACCAGCAGCAGUGCGUCGUCGAGUGCCCGCUCAACGCCCGAUCGAUUUCGAAUCUACGAAGCCGCGCCGAUUGGUGAAGGCGACGAGCUCUCGAAUCAGGGCCCAAGACAGGGGUAAGCCAGCCAUUUGGCUCGACUAUGAAUUACUUGUUAGUAUCUUAUCCGUAUGCUCGCUCGCCCUCAGUCGUGGACUACGUCCCACUACGACAUCGUCAGCGAAUGCGAAAGAGGACGAGAUCAUGUCCAAUUUCGUUCCGAUGCUGCAGGAGUAUCUAAAUCGUGCGUGGCAGCGUUGAAUCACUUUGACUUUUGGGACCUCCACCGGAAGGGAAAAUGGACUCUCCGACUAAAUUUUGGGUGUUCGUAUGACUUGUGUUCGCAGUCGGUGACCCGACCAGUGCCUCUAAUUCGGCUCCAGCAAUCGUGUUACCAAGCUUGGAGCCGGGCCUGGGUCCGGGGGACGCGAAGGAGGGUGGCGAGGCGGAGGACGACGAGUACGUGUACGACGUGUACUAUCGAGACUUGAGAUCUUCAGUUACGACCAUCGAUGUGGGCUCGUCGGAAGGGUUGAGGAGAGUGGGUCAACUGUACGUCGAGGUCGCUUGCGUUCGAUUUUGCUCCUCAAGCGUGGCGAUUUGGCUGAUAUCUGACUCGCUCUGUCCUCUCCCCAGAGCCGGUCUGGAUGACGACGACGACGACGAUCUACUCCGUGCGGGAGCGGACGACAGCGAUCCGGACGAGCUUGGUGACGAAGAUGAUCAGGAUUCGAACGGUGAGGAACUAAAGUCUUUGCCCCGGGCUGCCCUGAUUUUCGCACCGGGUUGACUGAUCGAACGAAGAAGCUGGGUUUCGCAGAGGAGAACGACUACCGAAAUGAUUAUCCUGACGAAGAUGGGGACGAUGAUGAUUCUGACCUGUUCGAUGGGAGCGACGACGGGGAUGAUGGGCGGUGGUGA
Molecule: messenger RNA, 1873 nt
Organism: Microbotryum saponariae
Lineage: Eukaryota; Fungi; Basidiomycota; Microbotryomycetes; Microbotryales; Microbotryaceae
Source: the annotation of a GenBank genome assembly